AUGUUGCCAAACCUUAAGCACAAGAAACUCAUCGGAAGCGGGAGUUUCGGGAACGUUUACAGAGCCAAAUUGGAUGGCAAACCAGUUGCAGUGAAAAUCCUUCAUGAACGCUUCUUAAGAGAACCUCACAGCCACAACAAAUAUUUCUCUCAGUUUGAAGCGGAAUGCAAAAUUCUUCAAAACCUCCAGCACAAAAACGUGGUUACGUUAUUGGAAUUUAUCAUUUCACAUACAUUACCGCCAAUGUUGAUUACUGAACUCUUGGAUUGUGACUUAAGAGAGCAUAUUCGUGAAUGUCAUCCAGGGAGGAUUCCAUUUUCAGAAACUGUCUCGAUUAUGUUAGACGCGGCGGAAGGUCUCGCGUAUCUUCAUCAGCAAAAUCCACCGAUAGUUCACCGAAACUUGGCCAGCAAAAACAUACUUCUUACCAAGGAAAAGCAGGCGAAGAUUGCUGAUGUCGGUCUUGCCAAAGUGCUUCUAAAAGGCGAACAAAAUUAUUGUUCUCCUGUACCCGGAACGCCAGUUUAUGCUGCACCAGAGACGUUUCACCUCGACUAUGAUCCAAAUUUUCCCAUUCCAAGGGGCCGAUCGCUUGUCGAAUAUGACACUAAGAUUGACAUCUUUUCACUCGGAAUCACUUUGAUGGAAGUUGUAAAUGGACGGCUGCCCUCCCCACAACCAUGCAUACCUUUUACGAGC
This is a messenger RNA of Pocillopora meandrina, 699 nucleotides long. The record is from the annotation of a GenBank genome assembly. NCBI's taxonomy places the organism in Eukaryota, Metazoa, Cnidaria, Anthozoa, Scleractinia, Pocilloporidae.